AUGGACGCAACAUACACAAUGGCUCCCACGGGACAACCGUCUUUUGCAUACUACCCGGCUGCUGACUCGCAACCGAGACAACAGCAACAUUUCACCAGUCACCCAUCCGACAUGCAACCGUACUAUGGACAGGUCCAGGCCUACCAGCAGCCCCCGCAGCACGGUCUUCCAGAGCAACCCAUCUACACGCAACCGAUGCUCAACAUGCACCAGAUGGCUACCACGAAUGCAUUCCGGGGUGCCAUGAACAUGACCCCCGUCGCCUCUCCUCAGCCAUCCCACAUGAAGACUGCUUUCGUUGCCCAGCAGGGUUCGACUCUGAUGCCUCUGGACACGCGGUUCGUCAGCAGUGACUACUACGCUUUCCCUUCUACCCCCCCUCUUUCCACUGCCGGAAGCUCGAUCAGCAGCCCGCCGUCGACCAACGGUACGCUGCAUACCCCGCUCCAGGACAGCUUCUUUGCGUUCGAGAAAGUUGAAGGCGUGAAAGAGGGGUGCGAAGGCGAAGUCCACGCCGAACUCCUGGCGAACGCUGACUGGACCCGGUCUGCGUCGCCUCCCAUGACGCCUGUGUUUAUUCACCCCCCUUCUCUCACUGCCAGCCAAAGCUCCGAUAUCCUGUCUGCCAACAGCUCCUGCCCGUCUCUUUCCCCCUCGCCGCCGCCAGUUUCCAACAUGCUCGCCCAGUCUCAGUCGGGUCUUCCCGUGGAACAGUCGAACUCCCACUUUUGCGACCCGCGCCAGCUGACCGUUGAGUCGACGAUCAACGCCGCUACCCCUGGCGAUCUUCCCCCGCUGCCUGCUCUUGGCUGCGAUGAGGAGGAGCCCAAGAUCGUCCUGACCAACGAGGCUGUGACCUUGCCAAUCCAUGAGAACCCGUCGCCUUGCUUCACUUCUUGCACCGAGGAUCCCCUGAGUACCUUGCCCACCUUUGACAGCUUCUCUGACCUGGACUCGGAAGACGAGUUCGUGAACCGCCUCGUCGACUUCCACCCCAGCGGUAACGCCUUCUACAUGGGCGAGAAGCGCCAGCGCAUGAGCACCUACUCGCUUGACGAGUACGAGGACGAGUUCCUGAGCGAGGAGAGCCUGGAUGAGUCGGAUGACCAGGACCCGAGCUUGUCUGGACUCCCCACCUUGGACAGCUCCGAGUUCACUGGAUACCCCAGCAGCGUUAGCGAAGCCUCCACCGAAAUGAGCAUGAAGCGACGCAAGUCGCUUAAGAAGUCGGAGACCGACGAGGCUGGCAAGAAGGCCCACGCUUCGGUCAGCGCUCGCUCCGGCAGUGCCGAUUCGUCGACCCACUCGGCAGACGGCUGCUGCAACUCGGAAGUCAAUGCUUCCAGCCCCUCCGAGGCUCCCUCCGCGCCCGUGUCGGUCAACCGUCGCGGCCGCAAGCAGUCGCUGACCGACGACCCCUCGAAGACGUUCGUCUGCACCCUGUGCUCGCGUCGCUUCCGUCGCCAGGAGCACCUCAAGCGCCACUACCGGUCUCUCCACACCCAGGACAAGCCCUUCGAAUGCAACGAGUGUGGCAAGAAAUUCUCGCGCAGUGACAACCUUGCUCAGCACGCCCGUACCCACGGCAGCGGAUCGAUGGUGAUGGGCGUUCUUGAUGCCUCCCAGCGUGGCUCGUUCGAUGAGCGUGAUCCCAGUACAUUGGGAGCAGUGCUGUACGAAGCUGCCAACGCUGCCGCGAAGUCGACCACUAGCGAAUCCGACGACGGUGUUUCUGAGACCACGUCCGUCGACCGACGUGCCGCCAAGAAGCGCAAGCGUGAGGAGAACGCUUAA
Messenger RNA from Aspergillus affinis, 1794 nucleotides. RefSeq names its product putative C2H2 transcription factor (Seb1) (gene sebA). NCBI's taxonomy places the organism in Eukaryota, Fungi, Ascomycota, Eurotiomycetes, Eurotiales, Aspergillaceae. The transcript has 2 exons. Bases 1 to 1794 code for a protein of 597 amino acids. The record is from RefSeq and is a predicted model, not a curated record.